Molecule: messenger RNA, 1950 nt
Organism: Cylicocyclus nassatus
Lineage: Eukaryota; Metazoa; Nematoda; Chromadorea; Rhabditida; Strongylidae
Source: the annotation of a GenBank genome assembly
GAUCAGAACCACACACCACACCUCGUCAUUGGAUUCGAGUCGUAAUCUCUCCGCAGCCGUCACGCUUCAGUAACUUUUUUCAACCGCCUCCUAUUUUCAACCGCCCAGCACCAUGAGUAACAUGGUGCCAUGGUUGCGGAAGAAUCUUCUGCUGGUGUUGACAAUUGGAUCUGUGGUUGCGGGCGCUUUACUUGGAUUUGCGCUUCGACCGCUGAAUCUCUCACCUCAGGCGGUGAUGCUGGUGAGUUUUCCCGGAGAGCUGCUGAUGCGGAUGUUGAAGAUGAUGAUUCUGCCGCUUAUUAUCAGUUCGCUCAUCUCAGGUCUUGCUCAACUUGAUGCAAAACAGUCGGGAAAAAUGGGAUCACUGGCAAUAACGUAUUAUGUCCUAACCACAGUCAUUGCUGUCAUAACAGGCAUUAUCCUGGUACUAACCAUCCACCCUGGAGAUCCAAGCAUAAAGCAGGACCUUGGAGAGGGCACUGAAGGGAAAAAAGUUAGCACUCUCGACACUCUUUUGGAUCUACUGAGGAAUAUGUUCCCGGAGAACAUUGUAGCAGCCACAUUUCAACAAGCGCAAACGAAGUAUGUCACGGUGCGACCGAAAAUUUUGAAGGUGAACGAUACGAUUCAUCUCGCUCUGCUUAAUAAUGGCACGCUCGACUAUGUGAAAGCUGCACUUGAGUACAACGACGGUAUCAAUGUGCUUGGUAUCAUUGUAUUCUGCAUCGCCCUUGGUAUCUCAUUGUCACAACUUGGAGCCGAAGCUGAUGUGAUGAUUCAGUUUUUUGCGAUUAUGGACAAGGUGAUAAUGAAACUUGUAAUGACAGUGAUGUGGUACUCUCCAUUUGGAAUCAUGUGCUUGAUAAUGGGCAAAAUUUUAGAAAUCCACGAUUUAGCAGAUACGGCGAGAAUGUUGGCCAUGUAUAUGGUCACAGUUUUAUCAGGACUGGCCGUUCAUUCACUCAUAUCGCUUCCUCUGCUGUUUUUCCUUACCACGAAGCAAAAUCCUUAUAUGUUUAUGCGGGGAUUGCUCCAGGCUUGGAUCACUGCCUUGGGAACUGCAUCCAGCUCAGCCACUCUCCCUAUCACUUACAACUGCUUGGAGGAGAAUUUAGGCGUGGAUCGGAGAGUAACGCGCUUCGUACUUCCAGUUGGAGCUACUAUCAAUAUGGAUGGAACAGCUCUAUAUGAAGCUGUUGCUGCCAUCUUCAUUGCUCAAAUGAAUGGCAUCAAUUUGUCAUUCGGACAAGUAGUCACUGUCAGUUUGACUGCUACACUUGCUUCAAUUGGUGCUGCUUCCGUACCUUCAGCCGGUCUGGUUACGAUGCUGUUAGUAUUGACGGCUGUUGGUCUGCCAGUGAAAGACGUCUCAUUGAUUGUGGCCGUUGACUGGUUAUUAGAUCGAAUUCGUACUUCGAUCAACGUACUUGGGGAUGCUUUUGGUGCUGGCAUCGUCUAUCAUUACGUCAAAGAUGACCUUAUCGCUCACGAUCGCAUUCAUCCAAUGCGCAAUAUGUCAAUAGCAAUGCCUCCACCAAAUUUUGCCUCCAAUGAUAGCAAAGUUCACGAUGAUUUGCCUGAGGAGAAGCAACCAUUGCAUGGCCUGUACACAAGUGUACCUCAGGACGAGAAGCGGCAAUAGGGCAAUAUUGAGAGAAUGCUGUUUAUUUUUAUGUCUUCUGAUUCCCAACAUCCAUUAUCUCCUUUACUUCUCAUGGAAUGAAAAUCUUUAGGUUUUCCCAAUCACUUUUUUCGUACCAUUUUACCUAUGCGAAGAGCUUUGACUUGUUGAUACAUCUCAGUUUUGUAGAAAUCUUUUUGAGUAAUCUUUAUGUAAAAGUUUGUAUUGUUAUGGUCAUUAUGCCUAGUGUAAAAGACUGGUUUGACUCAUAAUCAUCCCAGUUUCCAGUUUACCCGGUUUUGCAAAGUUUUUAUGUAAAUUAGAAAUGA